AUGGUCGUUCCAUGUGACUUGAAAGGUUCAUCGACCAUUACAAAAUCGAAGCGAAUACGUCGUAAUUCACGAACGAAGGUUUCAAAGAGGAAGAUUUUAAACGGUAAACCACAACGUGCAUCUAUUCGACAAGCAAAUAAUCAAGUUCAAAAGCAUACGCAUGAUAUCGACCGAUCAGAUGAUGACUUUGAAAAAGAGAAUCACCCUAACAAUGGGUUCACACAAUUCGUUCAAACGAAAAUGAUGGAUGCUAAAACACGACACGGUAAACACACAAAUAACAAAGUCAACAGACCGACAGCCAUAGAAGAUUCUCCACCGGUUUCGAGAAAACGACAGCGAACGGAUAAUGACCAUGAUGAUGAUGAUUAUAGUACAGAUAUAGUACCAACUACGAUAGGAAGAGAUCAACAACGUGAUAAUCAUGCAUUGGACACAAAUGAUGAGCAUACUCAUGUAGCUGUAACAUGUCAUCCACGUUGUGAAUCAAAAGAUCAUCAACUGCCGAUUCCAACCAACAAACGACGUCGUGGAUGUCUUUGUUCGAAGAGGCAACUCGACGAACUAGAAUUUGCUCCAGAUAGUAUUACAUCACAGGCACAACAACAGCAAAUUGAAGAGCAAGAACAACGAUGUGAUGAACAUCAAUUACAAACGACUCUAACUACCAACAAUCAGUCUCCUGCACCUCUUCUUCUUCCAUCUUCAUGUUCAAUACCACCGGUAACAUUACCGUUUCCGACUCUACCUGUUCAAUCAGUAUCAACGAUACAACCAGAAGAAACAAAUGAAGAAGAAGAAGAAAGAUCAGAAAACCAACUACAUGUUUCAUCUGUCCUAGCUGCACCUCUUUCACCAGCAAUGCCUUUGAAUGCCACAUACAUUGCUUCACAUCGGUCUAUUCCGACGAUAACUCAAAUACCACCGUCAUUACUCGCUCUAUCAACCUUAUCUAUGAACGCCACGACUAUUUCAACGAAUAUUCCGAUACAGUCAAGCACAUCGGUCGUCCAAAUGACUAAUCUCGAACCAAAACAAUCAGUCGAUCAAUCAGUAGUGGUCCAACCGCCUGUUGAAUUGACCAUCGAUCGACAAGAUCAAGAAACAUCCAUGACGCCCGAUGUUAUUGAAAAAGCACACUGUUCUAUUGCCACUCAAACUGAUGGCGAUGAAGAUUGCCAACCUACUCAUCAUCAUUGUAAUGAUGUUAGUGUGUGUCCAUGUGUUCAAAUCUAUACGCGUUCCGAACAAUUAUUCAUGGCUAGCAUGGCAAUCUUUUUCCGUAAUUCAAUUACGAUCACACCACCAGAUCCAUUUUCGACAACGAUAAGCAGUACAGUCAAGAAGAACAAUAAACGACAGUUGAGAACUCAUCAAAAUUUAUCAUCUCAAUCAACUCCAAUUAUCAACGAAAUCGAACCGCCUACUGUACAAAACAAUAACACCGGAAUGAAUGAGACAUAUGUUAUCAACAAUAAAAUUGAAUCGAUUCCUAUAAUUGAACUUGAACCACAACGAUCAUCAUCUAUUCAACGUGAUACGUCAACGGUUAUCAAUGAAACUCGUUGUGAACAUUCGAAAAAAUCAGAUGGAUCAUCGAUACAUAUCAACAUUGAAUCAAGACAAGAUGCCACCGAACAUAAAUCAUCUAGCGAUCAAGAAAAAUUUCAAUCAUUGGUGCUGACAAUGACAGCUUUGAAAGAUCCUCAAAAAAUGGAAUUCAAUCGUUUUCUUGAACGCUUUUCUGUUCGUUCAUCAGCAUCAGUCGAUGAUACUACCACCCAUUUGAUCACGGACGAAGACGAGAGCAAUUCUCUCAUUUGUCCAUUAACUGGCAAGGUUCUACAAGCUGUAACACGUCAUCUGAAAGUCAUUUCCUAUCGAUGGCUAACAGCAUGUUUAAGUGAACAACAUUAUGUUGAUGAAAUUCCAACAUAUGAAAUUACCGGUGAUGCGAUUCACAACCAACAUUAUGGAAUGCGGCGAUCUCGAUUAAACUAUUCCAAUGAACAUCCUUUGUUAGACAAUUAUGCAUUGCAUUUAAAGUGUCAUGGUUGUCAACCAUUUCCGGAUAAUCGACCGUUGAUUGAAUUGAUUCAUCUAUCUGGUGGUCUCGUAUUAAAAACAUUGAAUCAACAUAUCGAUACUAUCGGAAAACAAAUUCUAAUCUUAUGUUCAAAAACUUAUCUUCAGAAUAAACCAGCGUUACAGCAAGCUUGUCAACAAUUGAAUAUUAUCUGCAUUGAACCGGAAUGGCUAAUUGCUAGUAUUGUUCAAUAUCAAAUUCAACCUUUUGAACCGUGGCUUUGUACGUUAUAUUUCUGA
Adineta ricciae is the source of this 2325-nucleotide messenger RNA. The record is from the annotation of a GenBank genome assembly. Lineage: Eukaryota; Metazoa; Rotifera; Eurotatoria; Adinetida; Adinetidae.